This is a messenger RNA of Erinaceus europaeus (western European hedgehog), 1232 nucleotides long. Its product is annotated as histone H2B type 1-C/E/F/G/I. The coding region runs from base 26 to 406 and encodes 126 amino acids. Lineage: Eukaryota; Metazoa; Chordata; Mammalia; Eulipotyphla; Erinaceidae. Gene Ontology annotation, cellular component: nucleosome. The transcript has a single exon. Gene Ontology annotation, molecular function: DNA binding; structural constituent of chromatin; protein heterodimerization activity. The record is from RefSeq and is a predicted model, not a curated record.
UCGUUGUUUUUAGACACUAGAAAUAAUGCCUGAACCAGCGAAAUCUGCCCCUGCCCCAAAGAAGGGCUCCAAGAAGGCUGUAACAAAGGCGCAGAAGAAGGAUGGCAAGAAGCGCAAGCGCAGCCGCAAGGAGAGCUACUCCGUCUACGUCUACAAGGUGCUGAAGCAGGUCCACCCCGACACCGGCAUCUCGUCCAAGGCGAUGGGCAUCAUGAACUCCUUCGUGAACGACAUCUUCGAGCGCAUCGCCGGCGAGGCUUCCCGCCUGGCGCACUACAACAAGCGCUCGACCAUCACCUCCAGGGAGAUCCAGACUGCCGUGCGCCUGCUGCUGCCUGGAGAGCUGGCCAAGCACGCCGUGUCGGAGGGCACCAAGGCCGUCACCAAGUACACUAGCUCUAAGUAAAUUGGUUACUUAAGUGCUAAGGCAAAGAAGAAAAAAAAAGGUUCUUUUAAGAGCCGCCCAUAUUUUCUCCUAAAGUCCUGUAACAAUAUUGUAAAAAUAGUUCAUCUUAAGGCUUUUGAGAUAGUUAAAUUUUGAUCAGCUUUAUGGACCUUUUCGGUAUAUAUUGAAGAGAAACUAUCCCAGAACUUGGUUUGAAUUUUGCUUCACUUAGGAACCGGAUGGUACCAUGCAUAAGGACUCAGAUCCAAACCCCCAGCCCCCACUUGCAGGCAUAAGUUUCACAAGCCGUCUACAGGCGUCUCUCUAUCCCCCUACCGUCUCAAUUUCUGACUGCUUCUAAAAAACUUGACUUACUUUAUGUUCCCUUUGUGAGUAGGAACUGAAAGUAAAUUCUGAAUUUAAGCAAGACACUGAGACACGGACGGGACAGCAUGGCAGGAAAUGAGAAAAUUUUCAGUUAGGCAAUUUUUUUAAUCCUGGGGAAUGAGAUAUGGACCUUACAUGUCAGUCUUCAACCUCAGUCUCCCACAUUUAUGUUACUGGUUUGGUUUGGUUUUCCUCUUGAGUAGUUGUUUAUAUAAUAUAAUAAUAAACUGAGAAUUAAACCAAGAAAGUUAACUGUUAACAUUGGUGUGUUCUGAUUUGACGUACUAGCCAUUUCAUGCUACAAUUAUUUCCUAUGGGAUGGAGUCUGCCUUUCUAUAGGUAAAUAACCUGAGAAAUUAAAAAUUAGUAGCUAGUUUCUUAAACACUAAAAGCAAGGACUACUUAAGUAUCCCAAAAUUAGGGCCCAAGACUUGCAAAAGCCUCAAUCCUUGGCACCACU